This is a messenger RNA of Alosa sapidissima (American shad), 3227 nucleotides long. Its product is annotated as WW domain binding protein 1-like. The record is from RefSeq and is a predicted model, not a curated record. Bases 288 to 1688 code for a protein of 466 amino acids. NCBI's taxonomy places the organism in Eukaryota, Metazoa, Chordata, Actinopteri, Clupeiformes, Clupeidae. The transcript is spliced from 7 exons.
UCAAUUUUGAUACUUUUUACCAAUAUUCAUGAAACCCCCAGGUCUGUGAUAGCAAGGGUGAAUUGGAACGUUUCCUCCUUCUCUUAAUAGUACCGGCGGCAUUGUUGAAUCGGCCGCGACAUCCCCGUUGGCGUGCAAUUCUGGGAGGGGCGUCCUGUCGGCAACCGAGAAUGGCGGUUGCGGAGGAGGCUGUAUGAGGAGAGAGGAAGAGAUGGGGGCUUAGCGAUUAACAUCCCUUUUCUCGAGACGUUGUCCCUUUCUUUUGUCCAUCGGCCCUGUAAACCGGGAUGGAGGAUUCUCGCGAGGACCAUGAACUGCAUUUCUGCCAUUUACUGAAAGUGGAGGAGCCCAUGACCAUCUCCCUGCCGGAGCCCCAUGGGAAUACAGCUGAGGUGUCAGUUACUCCUGAUACAAUUCACAAGGUGGCUGUAUCUCCUGAAAUGGUAACCAGUGCUGAUAUGGGAACCCUUAGCAAGGGUGUGAAAUAUCAAGGUAGCCAGCAUAUAAUGGAGAGUGCAAAGUAUUGCCAUGGAGUCAACAACAACCCUGGCUAUCUGUGUGAGACAGGCCACUGUUGUGGGGAGACAGGCUGCUGCACGUACUACUACGAGCUGUGGUGGUUCUGGUUGCUGUGGACGGUCCUGAUCCUGUUCAGCUGCUGUUGUGCAUACCGGCACCGGCGAGCCAAAUUGCGCAUCCAACAGCAGCAGAGACAGAGAGAGAUCAACCUCAUCGCUUACCACGGGGCCUGCAACUAUCCUGCCUCCAUGUUGGACCUCAGCUUCCUAGCAUCUUUCAAGCUGCCCUCCUAUGAGGAGGUGGCAGCCCAGCCCAACACACCCCCUCCACCCUACAGCUCGGUGUUUGCCCUGCAGGGGGGCUCGCGCUACGCCCACGCUGGCCCCAGCGGCAUGACCUCCUCACAGAGCUCCCACAGCAACUACACCAGCUGCUCCUGCGAGUCCUGCUCGCUCACCUCCCACAGCAGCACCUCCUUCUCCGUGCAGGUCACCGACGAGACCGACACCAGCAACGCCACCACGCCCAGCGACGUCGGAGGCUCCAGGGUUCCCAGCGCCACUCUGGAGCCCGAGCACGCCAACCUCCCCACAACGCCUCCAACCGGACCAGAGGGUGCAUCGCCGCCCCAGCCUCCCGCGCCACUGGUGCUGUCCGACCCGUUAGGGGCCAUGUCCCUACCGGUAGAUGAGGACGGCCAAGGAGAAGACGCAUCGCAGGAGCGCCCGUCCCCCAGGGCCACCCUCUCACCACCCAAACACGCCCUGUUCUCCUCCAACGUGGACUUCUUCGAGCCGGACAGUCAUGUUUCGGCGGCCUCGGACGUUGAGGGAGACGCUGGGGAGGACGAGGAAGACGAUUUGGACGAUGAGAACCACUUCCGCCACCGCCGCCUGACGGGAGACUCCGGCAUUGAGGUGUGCCGCUGUAAGGUGAAGAAGGAGGAUGUGGACGUGGACAGCAAGAGGGACGUGUCUGACGACGGAGAGGGCACUGUGAGAGAGGAGGAGGGGAGGGAGGAAGCAGACCCUGUGCAUGACAGCGUUGACUGUUCCCUCCGUGCCGCCCAGGAAGCCCAAACCCAGUUGCCCCUGGAGGACUGUGUCUCCCAGUGCAACCCCACCCUCACUGUUCACAGUGAGUCCGCCAUCACGGUGCAGUCCUCGUGAGAUGGUAGGCGGGAUGAAGCAGAACCUUUCAACGUUGUUAAGAUAUUUGAAAAUUCGCAGUCCAUAGCUGUCAGUUAUGAUGGAGAAACUGACGGACUAUCAUAUUGUUUGAAGGCUGUAUCUCACCCCUGAGGGAUCAUGCAUAGAUUGCAUGGGAUAUAGAUGCCCUUCACUGUCCGCCAGACCUUUGGAGCUGUAUUUUGGUGCCCAGGAACCGGAAGGUGGCCCAAAAGACAAAAGCAGAGGGGUUCUGAGGUGACAUGGAGCAGGACGAGCAUAGAGCCCCAGAUGAGGACAUUUCGCCCGAUUCUCUUGUUCACUUUCACCCACACACACACACAUACACACACACACACACACACACACACACACACAACCACACACUGCUGCCCGGGAGCAUCUGAGAACAAAAGAGCAUCUUUUCCCGGGCAGAGAAACAAAAGCGCCUGUGAAAAAUGCAAAUGGGCUGCCUCCCUUCCCUCUGGAGUGGCAGGAAGAAGAGCAACAGCUGCGUGGAGCUGUGUGAAGUCAGCAUAAUGGCCACCCAGCUCACCCUCCCUGCCCAGACCCACUCUGCCCCUCCUGCAGCGCUGCCCCUGCCCUUUAGCUUCCUGACAAAAUCUGUUCCUCUCUCUCUCCCCCCCUCUCUCUUUCUCUCUCUCUGUCCCUCUCUCUCUCUCUCUCUCCCCCCCUCUCUCCUUAUUUAUCUGACUGAAUAGCCAAGGCUAUGAAAGUCUUGAGCUGUUGGCUUUUUUGGACACCAGUGACUCCCCUCAUCCUCUAACUUUCCUGUUGUGGCAGGAUGCUCCCUCCACUUACGGAUGUGCCCUUCAUUCUUUAAAACGCUGCUUGGACUGCUUGUCGAUUCUUAGGCAAUAAUAAUACAACUGAGGCUGAUGUGUUUGUCCUCUAACACAAAGGCUUGUCUGUGACUGGGGCUUAAAACUAUGAAUGUAAACAUUAAAUGCCUGAGAUGUUGCGGCUGAAGCAAGAGUUAUGAUCUUGCAUUUAAAUUCCUUCAGCCCCAAAACUUAGUUUAUAAAGGUGUGUGAAUUAUGGUUAUUACCUGUAGACUGGCAUGGCAUUGUUGCUCUGACUGUCUUCUCUACAUUGUAAUGAAGUUCUGAUGAGUUUGUUACACAUGAAGACACGUUUGCUAGUCCACGUGUGGUUCACAAUGGGACCCCUGAUACAAAACUACUGCUACUGAAUGUAAUCCUCUUUGUGGCUAUGGACACAUAUUUUUGGCCUGUUGAAUUAACAGACUUAAUACUCAAAUGGAAAUGUCCAGUGAAACAUUAUUUUGAAUUCAUCAAUGAAUUUAAUUGAGCUUUUUUUUCCCAAGAAAGUAUUUGAAGUGCCCGUAUGUGUUCUGAAUAUGUGGGUUCACCCCUACUCCAUUCCAUUUAAAACAACAGAAACCACAUCACAUUUUCAUCUACAACAUAUCAUACCCUUCUAACAUUAAGCUAUCGAUAAAAAAAAAAAAAACUCUUUACAUUAUUUGUUAAAAAUUCCACACUGUGAAAAGGUAAAACU